AUGUCUGACACCGAGCAACAGUUUAUGGAAACAUCCGAAAACGGCCAUGAAGGCGAGGAGGACUUUAACGGAGCCGAGCCCGCCGAUGAGACCAAAGCCCUGAAUGAAGGCGAGGCAGAGACCGAAGCCUGCGUAGAAGAAAGACGGCAUUAGAGGGAGAAGGCAAAGGGGAGGGAGAAGAUUCACAAAAUGGUGCCUCGGAAGGCGAAGGCGGACAGAUCAACGCCAGCAAAGGCGAGGAGGACGCAGGGACAAUGUUUGUUGGAGGACAUAGCUGGGACACGAGUAAGAAAGAUCUUAAAGACUAUUUCUCUAAAUUCGGUGAAGUGACAGACUGCACCAUAAAGAUGGACCAGCAGACAGGCCGGUCAAGAGGCUUUGGCUGUAUUCUCUUCAAAGAGGCAGCUGGUGUAGACAAUGUUCUCGAGCAGAAGGAACACAGACUAGACGGACGACAGAUCGACCCCAAGAAGGCCAUGGCCAUGAAGAAGGAGCCUGUCAAGAAAAUCUUUGUCGGUGGCCUCAACCCAGGAGUACUUUGGAACCUUUGGCGAGAUCGAGAUUAUUGAGCUUCCACAGGACCCAAAGACGGAAAAGAGAAGGGGGUUCGUGUUCAUCACGUAUAAGGAUUAA
This is a messenger RNA of Coregonus sp. 'balchen', 633 nucleotides long. NCBI's taxonomy places the organism in Eukaryota, Metazoa, Chordata, Actinopteri, Salmoniformes, Salmonidae. The record is from the annotation of a GenBank genome assembly.